Molecule: messenger RNA, 2424 nt
Organism: Jaculus jaculus (lesser Egyptian jerboa)
Lineage: Eukaryota; Metazoa; Chordata; Mammalia; Rodentia; Dipodidae
Gene: St3gal5
Product: ST3 beta-galactoside alpha-2,3-sialyltransferase 5
Exons: 7
Coding region: 30-1283 (417 amino acids)
Molecular function (GO): lactosylceramide alpha-2,3-sialyltransferase activity
Source: RefSeq, a predicted model, not a curated record
UGGCGUCCGGCCAGCGCCCCCGCCUUAGUAUGCCCACGAAGGCGGCGGGCAGCGCGGAGCGGCGGCCUGGGAAGCCGCCCAUCCCGGCGGCGGCACCUGCCUGCCGAGGAAUGCCAAGUGAGUACCACUUUGUGAAACCAAAAAGUGAUUGUUCGAGGACCUCCCUGCAAUGGUAUACCCGUGCCCAGAACAAGAUGAGAAGACCUAGCUUGUUGUUCAAAGACAUCCUUAAAUGUAUGCUGCUUGUGUUUGGAGUGUGGAUCCUUUAUAUCCUCAAGUUAAAUUACACCACUGAAGAAUGUGACAUGAAAAAAGUGCAUUUUGUGGACCCUGACCGCAUAAAGAGAGCUCAGAGAUAUGCACAGCAAGUGUUGCAGAAGGAAUGUCGACCCAAGUUCGCGAAGAUGGCAAUGGCCCUGUUAUUUGAGCAAAAAUACAGCAUGGACUUGGCGCCCUUCGUGCAAAAGGUCCCCAGAGCCAGCAAAGCUGAGAACAAAUAUGACCCUCCUUUUGGAUUCUGGAAGUUCUCCAGUAAAGUCCAGAGCCUUUUGGACAUUCUGCCUGAGCACGACUUUCCGGAGCACUUAGGAGCCAAGCACUGCAGGCGCUGCGUGGUUAUUGGGAAUGGGGGAAUCUUGCGUGGACUAGAGCUGGGCCAUGCCCUCAACCAGUUCGAUGUAGUGAUAAGGCUAAACAGUGCACCAGUGGAGGGAUAUUCCCAGGAUGUUGGAAAUAAAACUACUAUAAGGAUGACCUAUCCAGAAGGUGCACCACUGUCUGAUGUUGAAUAUUAUGCCAAUGACUUGUUCGUUGCUGUUUUAUUUAAGAGUGUUGAUUUCAACUGGCUUCAAGCAAUGGUAAAAAAUGAAACCCUGCCAUUUUGGGUGCGACUCUUCUUCUGGAAACAGGUGGCAGAAAAAAUCCCACUUCAGCCAAAACACUUCAGGAUCCUGAAUCCAGUUAUUAUCAAAGAAACUGCCUUUGACAUCCUUCAGUACUCAGAACCUCAGUCAAGAUUCUGGGGCCAAGAUAAGAAUAUACCCACGAUUGGUGUCAUUGCCAUUGUCUUAGCCACACAUCUGUGUGAUGAAGUCAGCUUGGCAGGAUUCGGAUAUGACCUCAGUCAACCCCGAACACCUUUGCACUACUUUGACAAUCAGUGCAUGAGCGCCAUGAACUGGCAGGUCAUGCACAAUGUGACCACAGAGACCAAGUUCCUCCUGAAGCUGAUCAAAGAGGGCGUGGUAAAAGACCUCAGUGGGGGCAUCCACUGUGGAUUCUGAGCAUAGCAAGGCCCACUCGGCAAUGUGCUGGGACCCCAGGACUGUUCUAUGCAGCCUUCUGGUCAGACGGAAGAUACUUUGAAAUGCAGCUGGUGUUUUUAACUUUUCACUUGAAAACAAAAAAAGUUUAGCCUUCCCACUUCUUCCUAUUUAUUUUGAAGUCAGUGUUUGGUUUUGCACAUUUUAUAAGGUAAGAAAGGAAUGGGAAACUUUUCAAAGAGAAUCUAUGGAAUGAUGUUUUAUUGUAUCUGAAGAGAGUAAUUUAAUGUGUAAAAGUUCUGCACGUCACAUAGCCGGUGAUGGAGUGGAAGGAGAGGGGGUUCUGCUCCCUUGGUGGUGACCUGCUUCUGCUUUCUGCUGCUCUUUGCGGAGUUGGUGGCAGGUGCUUCCUGGACGCUGAGCUCCAUCUAAACUACUGGCAGCUGCACCUGCACGAGACCUGGGCCAGCUGGACAAGUUCAUGGCUCUUCACUAUUCGUCUGCCCUGUCAGAGUCUCACAGGAAUUAGCCAGGGGAACAGUCCUGGAGAUUGCUGGUGGGGGCAGGGCAGAGACAAGAAGGCUCAAGUCUACUGAAAACUCUGAGUCUUUGUUGGGCUACAGAAAUCAGUCUUCCUAGCAAGACAGUUUUUGAACUUCUUGAGACUUUACAGGGUUUUUUGUUUGUCUGGUUUCUUUUUUUUGCUACCAUGUCAAAGCACCUAACUCUUUUUUUUAAGAUGUUCUGCUAAAGCCGGGCGUGGUGGCGCAUGCCUUUAAUCCCAGCACUUGGGAAGCAGAGGUAGGAGGAUCACUGUGAGUUCAAGGCCACCCUGAGACUACAAAGUGAAUUCCAGGUCAGCCUGAGCUAGAGUGAGACCCUACCUCGGGGGAAAAAAAAAAAAUGUUCUGCUAUCUGUCUGAGAUAACUUACCAAAAUAACAAAACCACCAUUAUCCAGGGUUAUGGAGGAAUGCAGGCUUCCAAGGAACAAUCACAUUUUCUGAAGCACUAAAAUGAAAUCCUCCCACUGUUGUAAAUUAACUUAUUUUAAAAAAAAAUUGUGAAUGCCAGCAUGACAAAAGUGUGGACCAGGCAAUGUGCUGGUCAAAAAGAAGAGGUUAGACAGAAAUGAAAUAAAGAAUAAAAUCUGCCAGACAUGC